Nipponia nippon (crested ibis) is the source of this 225-nucleotide messenger RNA. NCBI's taxonomy places the organism in Eukaryota, Metazoa, Chordata, Aves, Pelecaniformes, Threskiornithidae. The record is from RefSeq and is a predicted model, not a curated record.
UGCCUGGCCACGCUGGCGGCCGCCUACCCCGCCAAGCCCGAGAGCCCCGGGGACGACGCCUCCCCCGAGGAGAUGGCCAAGUACUUCUCGGCCCUUCGCCACUACAUCAACCUGGUGACGCGGCAGAGGUACGGCAAACGCGCCAGCCCCGAAGCCGUCGUGUCGGAGCUGCUCCUCGGGGCCAGCAGCGACAGGUCACGGUACGACGGUGACGCUGCGUGGUGA